AUGGAAGACCCUGCGCCCUCGCCGACCCCACUUCUCGCACGCCGGCGCCGCACCUACGUCGGACGCGACAGAGCCCUCAUCACUGCGGGCUACGUCGGCUCCUUCUUUGCGAUCGGCGUCUGCUUGGCCUCGCUCGGGCCGCUCUUGCCAGAGCUGGCCUCAAAGACGGGUCGAACCCUGCCGGAGCUCUCCUUCCUCUUCGUGGCCCGCUCGGUCGGCUAUGUGCUCGGGUCGCUGCUCGGCGGCGUGAUCUUCGAUCGGGUUGACGUCACACACGCCCCUCUCGUCGUCGGCAACCUGCUCUGCGCCCUCGGCUGCGCCACGCUGCCGUCGCUCUCCGCGCUGCCGAGCCUCGCCGCCGCCAUCUCUACGCAGGGUGCCUGCAUGGGCCUGCUCGACACGGGCGGCAACGUGCUCCUCAUCUGGCUGCAGGGCCCCACCCGCGUCGAGCCGUACAUGCAGGCGAUGCACGCCGCCUUCGCCGUCGGCGCCGUCGCCUCGCCGCUCUUCAUCGAGUGGGCCCUGACGGAGCUGCGCUCGUUUGCUCCCGCCUUCUACUCGAUCGCCGCCUUCCUCGCGCUCUGCAGCCUGCCGCUCGCAACUUACCGCGGGCCUCUCGCCCCGGCGGAGGACGCGGCCGCACGAGGCGGCGGCGGCGGCGACGGCGUGAAGGACCGCGGCGAGAGGGAGGCGGCCGGGCGGCGCUGUGCGGUCCGCGCGCUCGUGUGCGGAAGCGCGCUCUGCCUCCUCUUCGCGGUCGGCGCCGAGGUGACGUUCGGCGGGUUUGCGACCACUUUCGGCAUCGAGGCUCUCGCGAUGAGCGACGGCUCCGCGCGCGGGUUCGCCUCGGUCUUCUGGGGCGGUCUCGCGGCGGGGCGGAUCGCGGCGGUGCCCGCAGCGGCGCGCCUCAGUCCCGCCACGAUUCUCGGCGCGUCGAUGGCAGGCAGCCUGGUCUUCUCCGCAACGGCCUGCCUGCCCGCCGCGCCGCCGGCGGUGCCGUGGGUCGCCGCCGCCGGCUUCGGCUUCUCGCUCGCCUCGAUCUUUCCGACUGUGCUCACGCACGCCGAGCGCGCCACCCGCUUGUCCGGCCGCGUCGCCUCCCUCUUCGUCGUGUCGGCCGCCGUCGGCGAGCUGCUCAUGCCGCUCUGCGUCGCGCUGCUCUUUGUGCGCACUCCGGCGGCCUUCCCUCGCUCCGUCCUCGCCGCGUGCGUCGCGCAGACCGUGGCUUUUGGCGUGGCCCACCGCGCGGCUCGCCGCUUGUCGAGAGGGGUACUUAGAGGGAUGGCCGCUAGGUAG
Messenger RNA from Emiliania huxleyi CCMP1516, 1296 nucleotides. RefSeq lists its product as hypothetical. Lineage: Eukaryota; Haptophyta; Isochrysidales; Noelaerhabdaceae. The coding region runs from base 1 to 1296 and encodes 431 amino acids. Gene Ontology annotation, biological process: transmembrane transport. The record is from RefSeq and is a predicted model, not a curated record. The transcript has a single exon.